Messenger RNA from Hyaloperonospora brassicae, 1536 nucleotides. The record is from the annotation of a GenBank genome assembly. Lineage: Eukaryota; Oomycota; Peronosporomycetes; Peronosporales; Peronosporaceae.
AUGCGUCUCCUUCGACUGGGAUCGCUUUCUGCUGCUGUCGCUAUUGCAAUGGCGACGCAAUCUUCCGCUGCUGUCCCUAUCGUCGACAAUGCCUCGACACCCUUUCGAAAAGACAUGGUCGGUUUCCUCCAAUGUCGAGUAUGCGAGACGCCCGAGCUCACUGGAAGUGUACAGGACUCAGCGUGCGACUACGAGACAGUGGACAAGGCAGUGAACGAGCAUUUCCACCCGCUGCUGGAAGAGUUGUCGCGCCUCACGUUUUUUCGCUACUUUAAGGUCGAUCUUGGCAAAGAGUGUCCUCAUUUACCGUGGCAAGAUGACGGCAUGUGCGCGAGCAUCGACUGUGCUGUGUGCGAGUGUCCGUCACACGAGAUCCCAGUGCCGUGGAGUCAAUUGGACUUGCAAGAGAUUCAGUCGCGUCGCAGCAAUCAAGUCCUAGGCGAAGCUGGCAAACCCUGUGACGAGCAGACGGGUGAAAGCACGCUGUCGAAGGUCGAGCGCAAGAAUGCCAUUGCUGGUGAGAGCUUCAAGGAGUGGGAGGAGGCGUCGAGUGCCAAUGUAUGGGCUGCUCAGGGCGAGGAAGAGGAAGCGAUGACGUACAUUAAUUUGCUGGAAAACCCCGAGCGAUAUACGGGUUACAGUGGCGUACAGGCUGAACGGAUCUGGAAGGCAAUUUACGAAGAGAACUGCUUUGUGCCACGGAACGAGAGUGCGAUGGACAGCAUGUGUUUAGAGGAGCGGGUGUACUACCGCCUCAUCAGUGGGUUGCAGGCUUCUAUCAACACACACAUUGCACUGACGUACAAGUUUGGCAACAAGUGGGGCAGUAAUCCGUCGUUGUUCGUUCACCGAGUCGGCAAGCACCGCGAUCGGCUUCAGAACCUUUACUUCGCCUACCUGUUCGUCAUGCGAGCGAUCGGCAAGUACCACCAUAGAUUGUUGGCGUUCGACUACAACACGGGCAACGCUGCCGAUGAUCUCCGCGUAAAGGAGAUUCUCCGCCAGCUCUUGCUUGAGCGAUCAGAUGCUCGGACGUCGGGUACUUCCUGCCCAGUACAUGCCGAAUGCAUGUCCGUGCUGUCCGGCUUCGAUGAGAGCACGUUCUUUCGUGUCCAGGCCGACGGACUCUCACCGGACGAGCUGGCACUUGCGAAGCGAGAGAAGGAGCAGCUCGAAGUACAGUUUCGUGAGAAAUUCCAGAACGUGAGUCGCAUCAUGGACUGCGUAUCGUGCGAGAAGUGUCGACUGUGGGGCAAGUUGCACACCAUGGGAUUGGGCACUGCCAUCAAAAUUUUGCUCGCAGAGGACGUCUCGACGAUCCCGGACUUGCAUCGCAAUGAGCUCAUCGCGCUCAUCAAUGUGGCCAACAACCUCUCCCGUAGCGUAGACGGCGUGAAAAUGAUGCGGGAGCUCGAGUUUGCCGAGGCCAUGAAGCAGUUUGGCUUUGUCUGCGUUGCCGCCACUCUCCUCGUGCUAGCCCUCAUCGCCGUCUUUCGCAGGAGACAUAGACUGCGUGUGCACAAGAAGCGCGAGUGA